GAGAUUCAGAAAGCUAAACAAAUUUCAGUCAGGGACCAACCUGAAUUUGGGUACCGUCUGUUUGUUUGCCGUCCAGCCAUCUCGUUGCCUUUAUUACGUUACAGCUAUGGAACGCGUUAACGGAGCCGUUUUGAUGGCCGUAGCGAUGCUGGCCACGUUUUGGGCAACCGGAGUGCAUGCGCAUUCUUACGGAGCUCCGUUGAGGGCCUGCCCAGAUAUGGGGGCCGUUCACAUUGCUUUUCCAUCAAAGGAUCCGGCGACUUGUCCGUUUGGCAUCACCUUCACCCAGACGGAAGUAAAGAAAGGUAGCAAGGUCAAUGUUACCCUGUCUGCCCACGUGGCCCAUGACGAUCCCCGAAAUAGGCUGUUCCAAGUUCCCGGCUAUUUCACAGGCUACCUUCUGAUGGCAUUCAAUGCAAAGGAUGAAAUGGCUGGACCUAUUGGCACUUUCUCAGGCUUCAAUCCCGUUCAUGGACAACACCUUAAUUGCUGGAACCGACCUAUGAGUGCACUAACGCACGUCAACGCAAAUUUCAAGUCAGUCAUUCACACGCAAUGGGUGCCUCCCGAAAACUUUGUCGGAACUGUCAUCUUCAGAGCUUCUUUUACGUCGAACAUAUUCAACAUUUGGGCUGCAGUACCAGCCCAUAGAAGCGUAACCAUAAUGGAUACGACGACUACCCCAAAAACUACCCCAGCGGCAACCCCAACGACUACCCCAAAGACUACCCCAAAGACUAACCCAGCGGUAACCCCAGCGGCAACCCCAACGACUACCCCAAAGACUACCCCAAAGACUAACCCAGCAGCAACCCCAGCGGCAACCCCAGCGACUACCCCAAAGACUACCCCAAAGACUAACCCAGCAGUAACCCCAGCGGCAACCCCAGCGGCAGCCCCAACGACUACCCCAAAGAGUAACCCAGCGGCAACCGCAACGACUACCCCAAAGACUACCCCAAUGACUACCAAAACGACAAUCCAUGCGCCUAAAACGCGGGCCGCAGGGGGACGCAUGAGCGGAAGUUGGAUGAUGGUCGCCUUUGCCAUCGCGUUGGCAGCCAUGCCCUUCCUGCCAACAAUGUAGAAUAUUUCUUUUUUGAAUUACUUGAAUGUGUGGCCCUUCUUUUAAUACACCUUCCUCUCCAUUUGUA
Daphnia magna is the source of this 1154-nucleotide messenger RNA. Its product is annotated as ferric-chelate reductase 1. Bases 107 to 1087 code for a protein of 326 amino acids. Lineage: Eukaryota; Metazoa; Arthropoda; Branchiopoda; Diplostraca; Daphniidae. Gene Ontology annotation, molecular function: oxidoreductase activity, acting on metal ions. The transcript has 6 exons. The record is from RefSeq and is a predicted model, not a curated record.